UUACAUCGGUCUUUUGAGUUCCGGGUGCUCGAGGAAGCGAACAUGGCGGCUGAGGGAGAUGUAGAUUUGGACUUGGAGGCUGAUGAAAACUGCACAGGAAAACCAAUAGAGAAGCCCCGAAAACACGACAGCGGUGCUGCUGAUUUGGAGAAAGUUACCGACUAUGCUGAGGAGAAAGAAAUAUCCAGCUCGGAUCUGGAAACGGCAAUGUCCGUGAUUGGAGACAGAAGAUCCAGAGAGCAGAAAGCAAAACAGGAAAGAGAAAAAGAAUUAGCCAAAGUAACAAUAAAGAAAGAAGACGUGGAGCUCAUUAUGGGAGAGAUGGAGAUAUCCAGAGCACUGGCAGAGCGCAGUCUAAGGGAACACAUGGGCAAUGUAGUUGAAGCAUUGGUAGCACUGACCAACUAACUGAAUUUGGCUGAUUUAAGAAGUAUUGGCACAUCGAACUGUUUUCCUUACUGUCAUGACCAUUUUCCUUUUACUUUCACACUAUAUCUGUAAUAAAUUAACUUUUUAACAGUACAACUUGUGUACCUACCUGAAUUUAUCAAACGCUACAUUUAAAACAGACACAUUUUCAUCAUAGUAAUUUAAUUUAUUACCAUAAAACAAAAGUUUUUUCUUUACAAAAAGUGGAACUAAAGACUAGACUCUGUACACAAAGUGAAACAUGUACACAAUUCAAAUGCAAUAAAGGUUUGUUGUCUUUGUUA
This is a messenger RNA of Misgurnus anguillicaudatus (oriental weatherfish), 713 nucleotides long. RefSeq names its product huntingtin interacting protein K (gene hypk). Gene Ontology annotation, biological process: negative regulation of apoptotic process; protein stabilization. The record is from RefSeq and is a predicted model, not a curated record. NCBI's taxonomy places the organism in Eukaryota, Metazoa, Chordata, Actinopteri, Cypriniformes, Cobitidae.